GCAGAGCAGAGCCGAGCAUAUUUCUUUAGAGCAGAACAAAUUUAAUUUGAGCAGAGCAGAACAGAACAGAGCAGAGUAAAGCAGAGUCGAGCCGCUCUAAAGAACGAGGCCUAAUUGUGCUUAAAAAAAAGCUGUUUUCAAAACGCUGAUAACCAAACACGGCCGAAAUCAAUACGCAUGCGGCACUUCUCUCUCCCGAAAAAAAAAAAUUACUUGUAAUAUUAAUCUUAUAAAAAAAAAUAAAAAAUACUUAAAGCAGAAGGCACAGUUUAUCUCAAUUUCUAUCCAUUUCACGUUUCUUCGUUCACCGUCGCAAUUCAUUUGCUGCCACCGUUACAUCUCCUCUCAGUUUGAGGGCUUGACUUAGCAGAGUCAGCUUAUAUAGUUAUCAGGUGAUAAGGAGGAUUAUGUGGGCAUAAGCCAGAAUUUGGAAAUUACUAUGGAAGCUGCACUCUACUGCACGCCUCUUAGAUCCUCCUUAUUCUCUUCUUCGUCACCUUCAUUCUUUCCUUGUCCACUUAUCCAAAAGAAAGUAAAACGCCUGCCUUAUGUGUCUCAAAUUCUUGGCAAUGUUGACAGCUCUGCUCUGGCGAAGACCCCCUCAAAAUCUGUAACCCGUCGUCUGAUUCUAUUGCGUCAUGCGGAGAGCUCAUGGAAUGAUCAUUCUUUACGGGAUCAUGAUCGUCCACUGAGUAAAGCUGGUCGUGCUGAUGCUGCUGACGUCUCAUACAGACUUCAACUCUUAGGUUGGGUCCCUGAGCUGAUCUUAUGCAGUGAUGCAACGAGGACAAGAGAGACACUCUUGGUUAUGCAAGAGCAAGUCAGGGGGUUCUUACAGGCUGCUGUACAUUUCAUUCCUAGUUUUUACUCGAUUGCUGCUAUGGAUAGGCAGACUGCGGAACACCUUCAAAAGAUGAUUUGCAAAUUCUCUUCAGAUGACAUUUUUACGGUUAUGUGUAUGGGACAUAACAAAGGAUGGGAGGAAGCAGCCUCCACAUUCACUGGUUCAGUAAUUGAAUUGGAUACGUGCAAUGCUGCUUUGCUUGAAGCCACUGGGAAAUCCUGGGAAGAGGCUUUUGAGUCAUCUGGACUUGGAGGAUGGAAGCUAAAAGGCCUUGUUAAGCCAAACAGCAACCCUGAGAACUAUGUUCCUACGUGAAACCAUUCUAAAAACGAAAAAAGUGUUCAGUAGCAACCAAUAUGCAACUCUUGUUGCCUGGUGUAACUCCUAAGUCGAACCAGCGUCGUUGGGGCUGAACAGACAAAACUUACAAGGAUAGGCGGCCAUAUUGUCAACUGUUCAGGUCCAAUCACUUCUUUCAGCCGCAAAUAUGAAGCUUGAUACAAACCUACAAUGUACUGCAUACUUUAUUGUGAAAAAAAAAAAAAUUUGUGUAUAGCGAUCUCAUUAAUCAUAGAUUCAUAGAAACGGUUUAGCGGGUGACACUUUUUAUAUUUGUGCUAUCUAUAGCAUUUUUUGCAUGUUAAAUCACGUCUUAAAAAUUUCAUGUAGCCUUUGAAUAAUUGUAAAAUAAAUUGAUCUCUUUGUCCAUUACCUCGAAGAAGAGUUGCCAAUGUAAAGAAUCUGUGAAUGCAAGCGACCAAAUAUUGAGAAGUGAUGUUCAUUGAAAGACUAAAUAAACGUGCUUAGCUUUCAAA
Chenopodium quinoa (quinoa) is the source of this 1659-nucleotide messenger RNA. RefSeq lists its product as uncharacterized. NCBI's taxonomy places the organism in Eukaryota, Viridiplantae, Streptophyta, Magnoliopsida, Caryophyllales, Amaranthaceae. The coding region runs from base 440 to 1159 and encodes 239 amino acids. The transcript has 6 exons. The record is from RefSeq and is a predicted model, not a curated record.